AUGAUUAUUGGAUUAGUAGCUUUAUUGGUAAAGGCAAUAAAUGAAGGAAAAUCUCGUGAUUUAUGUCAUUCAAUUCUGAGCAAUCAUUUAUCAUCGCACAACGUCACCAUUGAAGGAAUUUAUGCAUGGCUAUGUGAAAAUAAAAUAACAAAUUUAGAUCACGUAUUUUUAAUGGGGUAUUUGAAUUAUUCGGGAUUUGGUACAGCUUUAGAUUCUGGAAAAGCAUAUAACUAUUUUAAACAAGCAUCAUCAAGUCAUCCUAUUUCUCAAUAUUAUCUAGGAAAAUAUUAUGAAUAUGGAUUAGGUGUUACAAUUGAUAAACAAUUAGCAUUUGAAUUUUACAAUAAAAGUGCUAAACAGCAUCGAGGUAUAGUAGGUAAAUUUGCGUUAGGAUCUUGUUAUGAGAAAGGUGUUGGAACUGAAAAAAAUGAUGAUAUGGCCUUUUAUUGGUAUAAUGAUGCAGCGAAUAAUCAUCACGCAAUUGCACAAUAUCAUCUUGGAAAUUUUUAUCGACUAGGAAUUAUUGUUAAAGAUUAUAAUAAGGCCUUUGACUAUUAUAGUCGAAGUGCUAAAGGGGAAUGUUCUCUUGGCAUUCUUAUGUUGGGCUAUUGUUACUUAUAUGGAUUUGGGACAUCCAUUGAUAAAAGGAUGGCUUUUGAAUUAUAUUUAAAGGCCGCAAAUAUGAAAAACAAUGAUGCACAAUAUAAUGUUGCUGUUUGUUUUGAAGAUGGAAUAGGUACAAUAAAAGAUUCUGGAAACGCUAUGGAAUGGUAUAAAAAAUCUGCCGAAAAUAAUAAUUAUAGAGCUAAGCAAAUAUUGGAGAACUUAUCUGGGAUUUCACUUCUAGAAGUCGGAACACAAAUUGUAGAUACAAACCCAUUAACAAAGCAAAAAAUAAUAGAAAAGUGGAAGUUGAAUCAUGGUUUAAUCUUGGAUGGAUGUAGCAUACGACAAAGUGAACAAUCUGUUUUUAUCGUUGAUGGCGACAGAUUGUGCAUCGAUUUAUAUGAUGGAAGGCCUAUGGUUUUUACUAGUGUAAAUAAUCCCAAUAUUCCUACAAAUUUAUUCACCAUUAACAAAAUUAAUAAUGAUGAUAUUGAAAAAUUAAAGCCUUCGGACUUGUGCGUUAAUUUUCCGGUUGUUGAGAUUACUUAUAGAACUGAUCUAUCGGACUCUUUUAAAAACUUUACAGAUGAGGGAAAUUUGCAUGAUUUAUACGGUCAUGUUUUUGCAUAUAAAAUUUUAGUCGGUGGACAGAUAUUUAUCAAAGAUUUUAAUUUAGCUUCUUCGAUACAAAGGGAUAUUUUAAAACUUUAUUUAAUUUGGGCUUAUAAUUCAGUUAAAGGUGAUGAAACCUCCACAUUCAAUAAUAAUUCUUUUGGAUUGAACUUUUUACCGAGAAUAGAAACAUCAAAUGGUUUAAAUUUAGAUACUCCUAAAAAAUUGGCUAAUUGGUUAAACAGUUUAUAUCAAGAAAAUAUUAUAGAUAUUAUUUCUUAUGAUAAACUUGUUUCAAUCACCCAGUUAAAAAAAGGAAUGUUAGAUGAAAAUCACGAGAAUUUUGAGGAAAGAUGUUCCGGAAUCGCCAAUUUUGAAAAAAAGUUGAGUUUGGAAAAGUGGAUCGGAAAGAUUGGUAAUACUGAAUAUGUUGACAUUAUAAGAUGGAUCAAAGAUUUUCAUAUAUUUCAAGGUCUUAUAAUUCAAUCGGAUAAAGUAGAGAGUAGCAAGAAAAAUGCUAUGAAUAUUGUUCAAGUUCCUCAAGUGAAUUCGAUUGGCAACUUUUAUUUUGAAAUGAUAAAUCCAACGACAAAAUUUGAAGAAUGUCUAAUAACAAAUAAGAUUUUCACAAUUAAAAAUACUGAACCUUUUCCGUUUAUCAAAAUUGAUGAUAACGAAGCAGAUUACGUGGAUUAUUUUAUUCAUUUCAUAGUCAAGUGUGAAUUAUAUGAAAUUAUUAUUAAUAAGCAUCAUAUAGAACCUUCAUUAGAAUUUCGUAAUGCCAUAGAUAAAGCGCUGGAUGAAAUGAAACCAUUUAAUGCUUUACAAAAUGUAUAUAAUGAAUAUGGGAAUUUCUUUCCACUAAGAAUAGUCUUGGGAAAAUCUCUCAAAAAUAUAAUCAUCACCACCUAUUUUGAAACUUUUCAAAAGAUUAAUUUAAAAUUACCAAUAAAAGAAUCUUUAGAUCCAUAUUUGAAGAAGUUCAAUCUUUCGCAUUUCAUAACACAAACAGGAAAUAUUCUUGAAGAAGAUGAGUUACAUAAUUGGAUUAGUAAUGUCAAAAAUAAUGAUUUGGAAAUAGUAGAAUAUGAUAAAUUAAUAUCUUUGUAUGAUAUUCUUGGGCCAGAACAAAAGAAGAAAAUUGAUAUAGUGACAAAUAAUAAUAAUCAAGAAAAUUUAAAAAUUUUAAUGACUGGAAUCACUGAUUUGAAGGAUUUAAAUAACAAUAACACAGAGAAUUACAAACGUAUAUUCAUAGAACCAUCAUUGGAGAAUGAAAGCUAUGAAGUAUAUGGAUCAGUUGUUAAGAAAGACAUAAAAGUUAAAGAUUAUUUUGUAAAAUUUGGAUUCUAUGAUGUUAAUGGAUUUUCUGCGAUGAUAAGCCCUAUAGAGAAACCAAGUAUUGAUAUUAAUAAGUGUUCUGUUUUAUGGAUGAUAGUCGGAAAUCCUUUAAAAUUAUCUGUUUUUAGCCCAAAUAAUCGAGAAAUUCAAGUAGACCGUAUCAAAAAGUCUAUUACUUUGCAACCAAACAAAUCAAUAUAUGGUAUCGAAACUCAAUUUCCUUUAUCCCAUGGAUAUAAUAUACUUAUUGGCACACAUUUUUCAUCAACAAAUUAUAAUAUUAAACUAGUCGAUUGGUCAUAUAAUUGUAUUAAUUUCAAUAUAAUUAAAACAACUGAGAAUGAACCAAACUUGGAAGGUACCGAUAUAAUUUCUGAUGGUGAUACCGACUCUUAUGAGGAGGAAAAUGAUAAUCACGGGAAAGACGACAACGAAACGAUUAUUAACAUAAUAGACUUAGACUUAUAUGUCUGUAUAUUACGUUCAGAUUAUGGAAGUUCAAUAAAGGUUGAUCAUGGAGGAACGAAAUAUCCUUUAGACUUAUUUGGAUAUACGUUAACUGAAGAAAAUUUGAAAUACAAACCGUAUCAUGCUUUUAAUAAGCUGAUUGACAUUCAAAGUUUCCUUGAUCUUACUGAUUUAAAAAUGUGUAUUUUAGGAAUAACGGAAAUAAAAGCAGAAGAUCAAGAAGAAAUUGCCAAGGCCGCUGUCCCAAUUACAAAAUUUUAUCUUUUGAUCUCAGAAAUUGGAACUGCUUUUGACGAAAUCAUUGACAUUGAAACAGUUGCCGAACAUAAUAAACGAACUUGUGCUGCAUUAUUACGAGUAAUUUAUAAAGUAUAUAUGGCGGCUCUCGAUCUCAAAGUCUCAAAACUUAAUCAAGAAUUUUUUAAUAAAAAAAAUUAUUUGGGUCUGCAAAUUUUAGUCAAUGUAAUAAUACCAAUUAAAAAUUUCGCUAGAGAAAUUUCUCAAAUGAAAACUUUAAUAAAGUAUAUUCAAGCAGGCAAUAUUGAGAAAAGUUUUAAUGAGCUUUGUUCAGAUCUCAAUGAAUGUAUCAAUUCAUUAAAAUUCAUUAAAAAUAAAAUUCAUGUUGAAGAAGUAAUUAAACAAUUCAAAACCGAUCAAGUUGAUUUAAAUAAAUAUCUGGAAGAAAUGAAAAUUGAAGAUAAAGAAAAUGGUGAUGUCAAGAAAAUUAGAGAAGAAGUUUCUUCAAUGGUGGUAAAAGUCAAUGUAAUGAAUCAUACAAUGGAAAGAUUAACGAGCGUCCAUGUUGUUACCUCCGAACAGGAUCAAAUGAGAAUCGAUCAAAUUUUCCGGGUUCAUAAGCUAAAUUUAUCGAAUUAUAAAGAAACAAAUGAUAAUUAUAAACCACGGCAGGGUGUUACUAAAUGGGUUGAUGUUAAAGGUCAAGAAUUUGCAUUCAAGAAUAUUUCUAAUGCAAAAGAUGACAAAUUACGUAUACAAAAUCAAGUUACAAUUCUUAAAGAAUUUCAAAAUUACCAAUAUAUUAUUAAAAUAUUUGGACUGGUCAAUCAUGCGAAUGCAUUUUAUUUGGUAACAGAAUGGGCUGAAUUUGGAAAUUUACGCGAAUUUUAUACUUACCGUAAAGAUCGAUUUGAUUCGGAAUUAAAAUCACGAAUAUCCCUUGAUAUUGCUCGUGGGUUAAAUUUCCUAAGAUCCGCAGAGAUCGUGCAUCGUGACGUUAGAUCCAAGAAUAUUUUAAUAACAUUGGAUGAGAAAGCGAAACUUGCAAAUUUUAAAUUAAGUCGUUCUUCAGGUGAUGAUACAUUAAAUCAUGGUGUAAAUUUAGAACGUGUUCGUUAUUGUGCUCCUGAGUUGUUGGAUAGGACCCCGGAUGUUAAAUAUGAUCAUAAGUGUGAAGUUUAUAGUUUUGGAAUCUUACUUUGGGAAAUCGCUGAAACGAGAAUUCCGUAUGAACAAUAUAAUGAUAUUCUAGUUAUAUCCGAACUUAUAAAGAAACAAAAAUAUCGCGAGCCGUUUUCUGAAAAUAACGGAAUCCCUGAAGAAUUCAAAAAAUUAGUCCAUAAUGCUGUUAAUCCCGAACCAAAUUUCAGACCAAAACUUGCUGAUAUGGUUAAAGUACUUGGAAAUUGUUUUAAAGGACAUCAGGAUAUUUCUUUAUUAAAUUCUUUUAAUUCAUAUCCUUCAACAAACCAAAAUUUGAAAUUAACAAAGCCAAAACGAUCUUUCGGUAUCGAUCAAGAUGAUAAAUUGCCAGAUUUUGGUUCAUUCGGUUACAUGACACUUUCCGAAGCAGAAAUACAACAUAAAUCAAAGGGAGAUAUAGUUGCAGCAUAUAAAUGUUUCGAAGCAUAUUCAAAAUUAGAUCAAAUCAAGGCCAAAUAUUGGAAGGCAUAUUACAUUUCAAAAAGAUACGAUGGAUCGCAUCUUAGUCCUAAGGAUAGAGACAAGAUUGCUGCAGGUUUAUUUAAAGAAGUCGCUGAUGAUGAUGAAGCAAAUGAAAUACCAGAAGCGAAAUUAAGAUAUGGAGAUUGUCUAUAUCAUGGCAAAGGUGUUCAAAAGAAUCUUCCAGAAGCUCUCGAAUAUUUUGUAAAGGCAGCAGAUAAUGGCCUUAAGGUAGCAAUGUUUAAUGCAGGACAUUUGUAUUAUGUUGGCAUUGCUGGAAAAAAAGAUCAACAAAAGGCUAUUCAUUACAUGAAAUUGGCUGUUUAUCAUGAAUAUGAACCUGCUAUUAAAUUUUGUAGGGUAAAUAACAUUGUACUUUAA
This is a messenger RNA of Funneliformis geosporum, 5307 nucleotides long. The record is from the annotation of a GenBank genome assembly. NCBI's taxonomy places the organism in Eukaryota, Fungi, Glomeromycota, Glomeromycetes, Glomerales, Glomeraceae.